Messenger RNA from Conger conger (European conger), 1095 nucleotides. Its product is annotated as odorant receptor 131-2-like. Gene Ontology annotation, molecular function: G protein-coupled receptor activity. Gene Ontology annotation, cellular component: membrane. Lineage: Eukaryota; Metazoa; Chordata; Actinopteri; Anguilliformes; Congridae. Gene Ontology annotation, biological process: G protein-coupled receptor signaling pathway. The record is from RefSeq and is a predicted model, not a curated record. The transcript is spliced from 2 exons. Bases 1 to 1095 code for a protein of 364 amino acids.
AUGGAUCAGAACAGCAGCAGUGAGCAGCUGGUUCUACUUUCUAGCGACCCCAUGGAGAUGAGGAUGAAGUUUGCCAACGUGCAGGUGCUGGUGUGGUUUUUUAUUUACAUCGACAUCUUCAUGCUCUUCACUUUCUUCAGUACACGAGCCAUGGAUCAGAACAGCAGCAGCGAGGAGCUCAUACUUAUUGAUCGUGACCCCAUGGAGGUGAGGACGAAGUUUGCCAUAGUGCAGGUGCUGGUGUGGUUUUUUAUUUACAUCGACAUCUUCAUGCUCUUCACUUUCUUCAGUAAGCAGGCUUUCCGCAGUGACACACGUUAUAUCCUGUUUGCUCACACCCUGUUGAUGGACUCUAUACUCCUGCUGCUCACAGACCUGGUGGUGCUGCUUAGUUACUUGGAUAUUCAAAUUCCUGUGGGUCACUGUGUUGUGCUCUGUAUUCUUAUGGGGUUCAGCACUAAAAACACACCCUACACCAUCACCGCUAUGUGUCUGGAGCGAUACGUGGCCAUCUGCAUGCCGCUUAGACAUGCCAGCAUUUCCACAACCGGCAGGGCCAUAGCUGCCAUCAUUAUCAUCUGGGCAUUCAGCUCUGUCAAGGUCAUCAUAGAUCUUGUUAUCGUCACUGUCACAGCCCCACCAAGCUACUUUGCCAAGCCCACCUCAUGCUACUAUGAGAUCAUGCUGGUGACUGAGUGGCACCACCUCAUGCAUAUCAUCUUUAAUCAGAUGGACUUCUUUAUUAUUGCAGUGAUAAUACUGUUCUGCUACACAAAGAUCAUGCUGGCAGCCCACGCUGCCUCAGGAGAAAAUAAACAGUCUGUAUCAAAGGGGCGACACACACUCCUGCUCCAUGGCGUACAGCUUGUUUUGUGCAUGGUUAACCUGUGGUGCCCCUAUAUAUUGGCUGUUGUUAGGAAGCAAGGCCAACAUGUGUUCAUACCUGUCCGAUUCUUCAAUUUCAUUGCUUUUACUAUUAUCUCAAGGGCCCUGAGUCCCCUUAUCUAUGGCCUCAGGGAUAAAGAGUUUAGCCUUGCCCUGAAAUAUUACAUGAGGUGCAGGGCAAGCCCUUUUCUGGAGAAACAUAGCAGCUGA